CUCUCCUCAGCUGUGCACCUCGGUGAGGAGAAUCUCACAAUCAGAUCACAUUUCAGUGUAGGUCCAGCAUCCAUCUCUCACCGCGAGGAACAGAAAUCAGUGUGGAAGAAACAGCGCAUCCUCAAGCAACAGAACAGAAUGGUGGUCAGGAUGAGAGAUCUGUGGUGCGUCCUGGUACCACUGCUAGUGCUAGCUGGGUCCUCGCUGCAAGUGGACGUGAAAAGUGGGAAAGAAACAGAAAAUGCAGGGAAUGUCAUGGAGGAUGAGCAAUGGCUGUCCACCAUUUCCCAGUACAGCCGCAAGAUCAAUCACUGGAACCGCUUCAGAGACGAUGAUUAUAUUCGUACCUGGGAUGACAGACAGGGCUCAGAUGAAACUGUGGACACCACCAAGGAUCCGUGCCAGAAAGUGAAAUGCAGUAGACACAAGAUCUGCAUCGCCCAGGGCUAUCAGAAAGCCAUGUGCGUCAACCGCAAGAAGCUGGAGCACAGAAUCAAAGAGCAUGCCGUGAAGCUCAAUGAAAACAGCUGCAAGCUGUGUCCAGUGUCUGUUUCUGCCCCAGUGUGUGGGUCUGACGGGCACAACUAUGCCUCUCAGUGUAAACUGGAACAACAGGCCUGUUUGAGUGGAAAGCAGCUGAAUGUGAAAUGCACAGGCCAGUGCCCCUGUACCACAGAGCCCACCACAACGCCAGACACUGAUGCCAAACAUGAGAGCUGCACAGGACAGGACUUGGCUGACCUGGGUGAUCGUCUCCGAGACUGGUUCCAGCUUCUGCAUGAGAACGCCAAGCAGAACAGCUCAGAAAAGCCAGGAGCGAGCACAGUGUCUGUGUUAGAUAAGAGUCUUGUGGCCAGCUGCAAGGAUUCCAUUGGCUGGAUGUUUUCCAAACUAGACACCAACAACGACUUAUUCCUAGACCAGUCUGAACUGGCAGCCAUUAACCUUGACAAGUACGAGAUCUGCAUACGGUCUUUCUUCAAUUCGUGUGACACAUACAAAGAUGGACAAGUCUCUACUGCAGAGUGGUGCUUCUGCUUCUGGAGAGAAAAACCACCUUGUCUAGCUGAGCUGGAGAGAAUACAGGUACAAGAGGUGGCCAAAAAGAAACCAGGGAUGUACAUUCCAAAUUGCGAUGAGGAUGGCUAUUACAGGAAGCUGCAGUGCGAUCAGAGCAAGGAGGAGUGCUGGUGUGUGGACCAACAUGGCGGCGAGCUGGCAGGGUCCCGUAUCCACGGCAACCCAGACUGUGAUGAGCUAGUUGGAUAUUCAGGAGAUUUCGGAAGCGGGGUUGGAUGGGAAGAUGAGGAGGAGAAGGAGGCAGAAGAAAAUGCCGAAGAGGCAGAGGAGGAAGGCGAGGCUGGAGAAGCCGAUGAUGGGGGCUACAUCUGGUAGAAAACAGAAAACUUGAGUUAGCAAUAGAGUUUUGGUGGCCAUGUUGGGAGGGCAGUUGGUGCUCUUACAGAAAUAAUGACUGGAACAAAAGUACAGAUAGUUAACCACAUACAAUACAGCAUUGACUCUGACCAAGACCAGGCUUCGUCUUAAAUAUAUUAAAAACUUCUUUUUUUGCAGCGUAAAAGGUUUUUCCAUUAAGUAGACCUUAACUUGCAUUUUAAAACUCAGACAUUUUCACCUGAAAGCUGUCACAAAAACAAUCAUAAACUAACCAGAACAUCCCCUCUCCAUUCCACAGAAAUAUAUACUGCAUAUUACAAUAUUCCUACAAGCUUAACAACAGCCGGAGAUGUGAGAAUGAUCAUACGUCACUUGGCUAGGUCUGCUGAGUACUCUGAGGAUGCUGUUGCUGAAAAUGUGGAGUUUUAUUUUCUUGUUUGCCUGUCACAGAUUGGUGUCUCAUAGGGAUUCAGUGCUGUCUCUGCUGAAACAGCAGCAUGUUAUUUACAAGGCUCAAACUGCCUGCCAGGAGAGAAGCAAGCCAACUAUAUACUGUGGAAGCUAAAACUGUUUGGCACUUGAUCUUUGAGUGAAUUAGGCUGGUUAACAGAUGGUGUAUUACAGAGUUGUCAACGCAGCAACUAAUGCAUCAUCACAUCAUUCCCAUUGCUGCUGUAUUCAUCUGGUUCACCUGAAUGUCACACAGUGGCUAGUCCAGGUGUCCCAGAGACCUGGCAUUUGUUUGUAAAGAUGCGGAAAUGAUGGAAAAUUGGUCUUGACUGUUCAAAUAGAACUUCACAAGUCAAUGAUUGACGCUGCCACAAAAUAGUUGAAUCUGCAAUUACAUUCAAAAACAGCUCAAUCAGCAUUAAAUACUUCAAUACAGUACCAGAGACAAACAUUAGUUCUUCACAGCAAGCUGUUGUUGUUUGCCUGCCUAUAGGAUUAGCUGACUUCUGUUCAUUGCUAAUUACUGGGAGUUUAAAGUCAGGAAUGCUGUGGGAUUCAUCCACUUUGACAGGUUAAGAAUAUAAUAAUUCGUCCUGCGUCACACCUAAACCCCCUCAGAAAAGACUUCUUAACCCUUUAGAUUUUGAAAGGACUUUCAGUGCUCACAUUAAAAUUCCAUCCCACAUUUCCAGUUUCUGGAUAUAUAGCUAGGAUUUCUGUAGAAAAACUCACCAACAGGCUGCAUAUUUUGACAUUUUAUACAUGAUAAUUAGACCAAGGAUUUACACCUUUAUUAUUAAAUCUGAUGUAGAAAAUAUAACGCUGACAUUCUGUGAAGCUCAGGAAGUGAGCAGAUAAAAAUAAUAUGAAACUGUUAACACCUCUAGCGAUGUCCACAUAUCAUUUAGAAAAGCCAGUGAUUAUUAACAUAUACCAAAUACCAAACCAUAGUGCCUAUCCUUAAAAACAACUGUAAUAAAGCAGUCAUUCUAAGUCAAUAAAAAAGGCUUUAGUUUGAAUGAACACUGAUACCCUCAUACAGAAAGCUGCAUGCCCAAUAUUGAUAUCACUAGUUACAUGGAAUGACAGAUUUUGUCAGUGUGAUUUUUAUUCUAUAUGCUUUUGGGUGGGAUCUUAGCCAUGAACUUCAGACAUAUGUUAACUUAAGAACAGUUUAGAGCAGGGGUCUCCAACCCAGGUCCUGGAGAGCCCCAAUCCUGCAGGUGUUAUAGGUGUCUUUACGUCAUCAAUGGCUAAAGAUCUGGAACACAUGUUAAUCUUGACUAAUUAAGCCAAUAACUGGUUCAAUUAAGCAACUGAGAGCUUGGUUGAAACGAAAACCAGAAGACCCUGUAGCUCUCCAGGACCAGGGUUGAAGACCCCUGCCUAGGGUAUUUACCAUGGUCUAGCUGGUGUAAUGUAAUGUAAAAUACCAUGCAGUAGAAAAUCUGUGUUACUUUCUCUAACACCUUCUUGAAAGAUGCAUUAUCACAUUCCCUUGGGUUAGGAAACAGCAUCCACCAAAAAAUAGCAAGAGCAGCAUGUUUAACUUGCUGUUUUAUUGGGCUGAUUGAAUUCAUGUGUAGAUUUUCAGAAAUUCUCAUUACAGUCUGUUAUGUCUAAAGACAUCUAAAAUCUAAAGGGCUAAAAAGAGGCGUGUAAUUGGAAGAUUGCUGAGAUAUCUGUAUUUGGUGACAUUCUCCCAUUAUUGAUUGUCCUGUAAAUUGACCUUUGGCACAUUUCCUUACAUAAUCACCUAAUAACGUAGCUGCUGGAGUUAUUCUGUCAACAGGAAAAAAAAACUAUUCUGCUGUCUUUGGUUUUAAUAAGAGAUCAAAUUCAAUUCAGCAAAUCAUUUUGUGUGAGCAAGUCACAAGACCACAAAAAUACUACACAUAUUUACAGCUAUUUUCUGAUUUUGUUAUAGAAAAGUACUGUGGAUUGUGAAAGCAUGUUUUUCUGAAUUGGCAUAGUACAGAAACAGAAAAAAGAACCUGACUCCCAACAUGGCACCUUUUUAUAUUGAAAUAAACAUCUUUAUAUUAACCCUAAGACACACUAAGAUGCUAACAUUUCAGCUGAACAGUAUAGUUCUCAUCUAUGUACAAACAAUGCAGCCCCAUCAGCCUACCACAUUUAUAUUGUUCAGUUGUUUUCUGAAGGUUUGCACUCUUGAUGUCUGGAAACUCUAUAAGCAUAUUCCUUUUGGUAUCUUCUGCAAUGCCACCCAGAAAAGAUCUACGAGUUUCUAAAAACAAACACUCUGAAAUGGUAUGCUAAAAAGUUAGACCCCUUUAAAGCAUUCUCCUGUACAAUUUGUUUUUUAAACACACAAAACUAUGAACUAAUUACCCUGUUAGUAACUUGGGUGAAAAACUGUAGAGCUAACUGGCAUUCCAUUGGCUCUAAUUGUAAUGCUUCAUUCAGGCACUGGAUAUUUGAAAAAUAAAAAAUAAAACAAAUAAAAAAUACUACGUUCCCAAAGCUCGAAUAAUUUGUCUCCAACGUUUAACAAAACAGAUUCAUGAAUAUUGAACUAAUACAUUAUUACAGUGUAGCCUAAAAAUAUAUAAACUCUUAAAUAGUUUAACUUUAAUCUGACAUUUAAUACAUUUGCAAAAUAAUAAUAAAAAAUAAAAUAAAGCAAUUCAUAUUUGAGGCUUGCGAAUUUGAGCACCAUGGUGCUUUUUGAUUCUCAGUUGAUUGGUAUAAUAUUGAUAUAAGCAGCUUGUAUCUUUUAUCUGAAGCACUUAAUUGGGUUAAAAAUGGUUGCCAGAAACCAAUAAAUAUCCUUCAUUAUAAAAAGAGGAACUCAAGCUGUGUAAUGUAAUAUUUGAGUGCUUUAAAUGAAUAAUAGAUGUAGUCAAGUUGCCUGCAUGACUGCAAAAGGAACAUUGGAGAGACAUUAGUUUCAGACAUUAGUAAACAGUAUAUCUGGAUUUCCUUAGAAACAGAGUUAUUUAGUAUGGUUUGCUACAGUUCCAAACCUAAAAUGUACACUUACACAUUUCUGUACAUAAAGUAUAUGAUAUAUAUAUAUAUAUAUAUAUAUAUAUAUAUAUAUAUAUAUAUAUAUAUAUAUAUAUCCAUGAAAGUAACAUUAUUAUGAAUUGCUAAUGUUCAUUUAGCUUUCUAUUAAUUUGCUUGAAUGGUAAGAACAAAUAAUUGUAUUCAAUGCUAAAGACACAGUGUUGUUGUGAUGAAGCAUUUUUUGGCAAGGUGGUGCUUUUGCGAUGGUUUGGUUCAAGGUAAAAGGCACCACCUGUUGGAAAAACACUAGAGCUGCUGUGUGUUUUUGUUUUUUUGCAUUGUAACAAAUUAAAUCACCCUGGUCAGAAAUUUAAGUUUGCAAUUCCCAAUCUUGAAAUCUUACACUUCAAGAAUGUGCCACUUAAAACAAUAUUCCUAUUAUGCUACUUGAAUUACUUUUUAUUAACUGUGUAUGUUACUUGUUUUGUGUAUACUUGAAUUUCCACAAUAGACACAUUUUCAGAUUCAGUUUUCCAUUGGUUAAUUGUAACUGUUGUAUGUUAAAAAUAAGGUAUAUCUGUUAGUUUUUAGUAGUGCAUGUUAGUGAACUGUAUGUAAUUUUUCAUGUUUGAGCACUUUAACAUUAAAAGGCAGUGGGACUGAGA
This is a messenger RNA of Acipenser ruthenus (sterlet), 5483 nucleotides long. Its product is annotated as testican-2-like. The transcript is spliced from 10 exons. The record is from RefSeq and is a predicted model, not a curated record. Gene Ontology annotation, molecular function: protein binding; calcium ion binding. Lineage: Eukaryota; Metazoa; Chordata; Actinopteri; Acipenseriformes; Acipenseridae. The coding region runs from base 139 to 1395 and encodes 418 amino acids.